AUGUCGCGAUCCGUAGCGCGCCGCGUCUACGGCGACGUCUUCUCGCGGUGGCCCAAGCAGGACCUGCGGCCCGACUACCAGCUCCAGGACGUCAUGCGUCGCGUCGUCGACGAGCGAUAUCCCUCCUUCCGGCCGGCCGCCGAGCCGGAGGAGCUUCUCAAGGCCCGCGCCCUGCAGUUUCUCGUCCAGGACAAGUUCCGCGACCGCUACAAGCUCAAGGGCCCGAUGCUCGAGCCGAGGAGCCAGCCGAGAUACUUUGACGACCUCGUGCGGGAGAUUGACGAGGCGCCCAACCGGUCGUGGUUCGAGCGCCUCGGCAAGCGCCUGUCGGGCAUGAUUCGGCUGCAGUGA
Molecule: messenger RNA, 351 nt
Organism: Drechmeria coniospora
Lineage: Eukaryota; Fungi; Ascomycota; Sordariomycetes; Hypocreales; Ophiocordycipitaceae
Exons: 3
Coding region: 1-351 (116 amino acids)
Biological process (GO): mitochondrial respiratory chain complex III assembly
Cellular component (GO): mitochondrion; Cbp3p-Cbp6 complex
Molecular function (GO): ribosome binding
Source: RefSeq, a predicted model, not a curated record